GAAGGCCGCGCUCCCCGGCGAGCAUCCAAGAUGGCGGAGGUGGGGGAGGUAACCGAGGGCUGCCGCCUGCCCGUGUUGCGUCGCAACCAGGACAACGAAGAUGAAUGGCCUCUGGCUGAAAUCCUCAGUGUUAAGGACAUCAGUGGCCGGAAGCUUUUCUAUGUGCAUUACAUUGACUUUAACAAGCGUCUGGACGAAUGGGUGACCCAUGACCGGCUGGACCUGAAGAAGAUCCAGUUCCCCAAGAAGGAAGCCAAGACUCCCACCAAGAAUGGGCUGCCUGGCUCCCGGCCCAGCUCCCCAGAGCGGGAAGUGAGGAAGACCUUGGAUCUGUCUCUACAACCUGCCUCAACUCCAGCCAGCGGUAAAACCCUGCCCAUCCCAGUGCAGAUAACGCUCCGCUUUAACCUACCCAAGGAGAGGGAGGCUGUUCCCGGGGAGCCUGACCAACCCCUCUCCUCCAGCUCCUGUGUCCAGCCGAACCAUCGGACAACGAAGCGGAAGGUGGAGGUGGUUUCCCCAGCAACCCCCGUCCCUGCUUCCACAGAGACCACUCAAGCCUCUGUUUUCCCCCAGAACGGCUCAGCCAGGAGAGCAGUGGCUGCCCAGCCUGGCAGGAAGAGGAAAUCCAACUGCCUGGGCACAGAUGAGGACUCUCAGGACAGCUCUGAUGGCAUCCCCUCGGCCCCGCGCAUGACGGGCAGCCUCGUGUCGGACCGCAGCCACGACGACAUCAUCACACGCAUGAAGAACAUAGAAUGCAUCGAGCUGGGCCGGCACCGCCUGAAGCCCUGGUACUUCUCACCCUACCCGCAGGAGCUCACCACCCUGCCUGUGCUGUACCUCUGCGAGUUCUGCCUCAAAUACGUCAAGAGCCUCAAGUGCCUGCAGAGGCACCUAACUAAGUGCGACCUGCGGCACCCGCCUGGGAAUGAAAUCUACCGCAAAGGCACCAUCUCCUUCUUUGAAAUUGAUGGGCGCAAGAACAAGAGCUACUCACAGAACCUCUGCCUGCUGGCGAAGUGCUUCCUGGACCACAAGACCCUGUACUAUGACACUGACCCCUUCCUCUUCUACGUCAUGACAGAGUAUGACUGCAAGGGCUUCCACAUCGUGGGCUAUUUCUCCAAGGAGAAGGAGUCAACAGAAGACUACAAUGUGGCCUGCAUCUUGACCCUGCCCCCGUACCAGAGGCGAGGCUAUGGCAAGCUGCUCAUUGAAUUCAGCUACGAGCUCUCCAAGGUGGAAGGGAAGACAGGGACGCCAGAGAAGCCACUCUCAGACCUCGGGCUCCUCUCCUACCGCAGCUACUGGUCCCAGACCAUCCUGGAGAUCCUCAUGAACCUGAAGUCUGAGAACGGGGAGCGCCCACAGAUCACCAUCAAUGAAAUCAGUGAGAUCACCAGCAUCAAGAAGGAGGAUGUGAUCUCCACGCUGCAGUACCUGAACCUCAUCAAUUACUACAAGGGCCAGUACAUUCUGACGCUCUCAGAGGACAUAGUGGACGGGCACGAGCGGGCGAUGCUGAAGCGGAUCCUGCGCAUUGACUCCAAGUGUCUGCACUUCACCCCCAAGGACUGGAGCAAGAGGGGCAAGUGGUGAGAGGCAGGGCCUAUCUGCCACCCACUCCCCCAUGGCCCUGGCAUGGGGCCUCACAGACAUCCAGCUAACGUGCAGCUCCUGGGAGUUUAUCCCAGGGCCGGGACAGACUGGGCAACAGCAUCUCCAAGGAUGAUCAUGUGCUCUGCCACAGGGCUAGGCUGGGGCUGCAUCGUUCUCCGGCCAUGGCUCAAGCCCCAUGGGAAGGGGCAGAGGCCCCCAUGCUGCUCUCCUUGUCUCAGCGCCAGGGUGAGGGCCCCAUUUGUGCGUAGGGCUUGCAUCUUGCCAGGCCACCUUGUACAGUGUGGGCUGUGACCGAGGAGCCCAAAGGCUGAGAAUGGGUGGCCCUGGGCCCUCGGCAGCUGGCCAGCAUUUGCAUUUCUCUGUCACUCGAUCUGAGUUUUUGAUAAAGAUCCUGG
This is a messenger RNA of Emys orbicularis (European pond turtle), 2018 nucleotides long. RefSeq names its product lysine acetyltransferase 5 (gene KAT5). Gene Ontology annotation, cellular component: chromatin; MSL complex. The record is from RefSeq and is a predicted model, not a curated record. Gene Ontology annotation, molecular function: histone H4K16 acetyltransferase activity; transcription coregulator activity. Bases 31 to 1602 code for a protein of 523 amino acids. The transcript has 14 exons. NCBI's taxonomy places the organism in Eukaryota, Metazoa, Chordata, Testudines, Emydidae. Gene Ontology annotation, biological process: negative regulation of DNA-templated transcription; positive regulation of transcription by RNA polymerase II.